CCAAAAGCUGAGAUAGGAGAAGUGAGGGCUUGAUGCUGUCCGCUUGCUGCAUGUGGCCUUUGAACCUAUUGUUGUGUCGCGGCUGACGUCAGUGCCGUGUGCGGCAGACUGAGCGGCGUGCGCCUGGCGAGACAAAAGGCGGCGCACCGAGCGGGGUCAGGCGGGCAGCCGAGAAUCACUGUUUUAAGAAGGGAACUCCCAGCUUUAUUUUUUUUUUAUUUUUUGGGGGUGGGGGGGCUCGAGCCACAGUCAUUGACGGUACCGAGAAUGAAGAGUCAACAACUCUGAUAGGAGUGUGCUCUGGCUCCAAGAAAAGGAAAAAAAAAACGGUGCCUUUUUUCAUUUUUAACAGUCUUUUCUUCAACGCCCCCCGUUUAGCUUCUAGUUAGCUGUCGCGCUAAGCUCAUACAGCGCUGCACUGAUCUCCUUCUGUUGCUGCCUCCCGUCUUCACCUCAGGAGCUGGAAGACGAGCGAAAAGGAGACCCGAAAAGCCGGAUAAAUUAAAGGUGAGAUCUAAUAAAACAGGUAUCCGUGAUCUGAUGUAAGAUCCACGGUGGGACCAUGCCUAGCCCUUUAUUCCAUCCCGAGAUUAUAGACCACGACGUGAUGAUCAGCAGCCAGCACGGCGGCGUGGCUCUGCCCCGGGAGACGGACCAGGAGUCCCGGGAUGAGGACCACCAAGAGGCGCUCCGCUUCGCCCUGGACCAGCUGUCACUGAUGGCCAUGGAAAAGGUGGACUGCGUGGACGGUAGCCGAGGAGGCGUCGGGCUUGUGGACACUCUGGACGGGACCCAGGGUCCGGGCUCUGAGAGCUGCAACGGUGUGGGUGGAGGGGGUUUCGUGGACCUCCAGAUGCUGGACCACCCCGGCGGGUCGCGGGACUCGCCGUCGUCCUGCUCCCCGUCCCCGGAAUACUACGGCUCGGGCGGGUACCACAUGGCCGGGUCGCACUCCAUGCUCCACGGGGAACAAAGCUCGGUCCUCUGCAACAGGAAAAGAAGCGUCAACAUGACGGAGUGUGUGCCCGUCCCGAGCUCCGAGCACGUUGCUGAGAUAGUGGGGAGACAAGGUUGUAAGAUCAAGGCUCUGCGUGCGAAAACAAACACCUACAUCAAGACUCCAGUCAGAGGGGAGGACCCAGUGUUUAUUGUUACCGGACGAAGGGAGGAUGUUGAAAUGGCCAAACGUGAAAUCGUAUCUGCAGCCGAGCAUUUCUCCAUGAUCCGGGCAUCCCGCUGCAAAGCCGGAGGUCCUGGAGGAGGAGGCUCCCUACCCGGACCACCUCACCUGCCCGGACAGACCACCAUUCAGGUCAGAGUGCCCUACAGAGUCGUGGGUUUGGUUGUCGGACCAAAGGGAGCAACCAUCAAGCGCAUCCAGCAGCAGACUCAUACCUACAUCGUGACCCCGAGCCGAGAGAAAGAUCCGGUGUUCGAGGUGACCGGGAUGCCGGAGAACGUGGACCGAGCGAGAGAGGAGAUCGAGACCCACAUCACCCUGCGAACUGGGACCUUUGUGGACCUGCAGGGAGACAAUGACUUCCACACCAAUGGCACGGAUGUCAGUCUAGAAGGCCUCAGCUCGUUGAGCGGAGGGCUGGGAGCGUCUCUCUGGUCCAGAGCUACGAGCCACCACUCUGCCCCCCCGCCGUCCCCUCCCCCGUCUCUCCCCAUGUCCAUGCACCACUCCUCCAGCCGCAAGAUGUCCUCGUCCGUCGCCUAUCACACGCACAACGGCGGGAUGAGCUCAGACAACUUCAGCGCCGCCCGAAAGGCCAACGAGGGAGGCAGCCCCACCAGUCCCUUCAGCACGGGCUCCAGCAGCGCCGGAGGUGGAUUCACGUUCGGGGGCGACUCCACCCCAGGGCUGCCCCCCUCAGAGGAGCUGGGCUUCGAGUUCAGCGCCUCCAACAUCUGGGCGCCCUUUGUCAACGGCGGAGCGGGGAGCAAGGCGGCCGGCUCCUCGCAGCAGCAGCCUCUACGUCGCAACAGCAGCGGGCUGAGCGGCGGCGCCAUCACUCCACGCCUGUCUCCGACUUUGCCUCAGGACACGGGGGCGAGCCCUCUGGACCACCCGCUGGCUCGACGCGCCCAGAGCGACCCCCUCAGCACGCUCUCCUGGCUGCAGUCCAGCAGCACGGGAGGCGGCUCCUUCUCGGGAGCCUCCAGCUCCAGCUCCGGCGGCUCGUCCACCGGCUACUCCUCCUGCUCGGCGUCCUCCCUGCCCGGCGGCUCGCCCACCGACUCCGAGGGCGGCGGCGGCGCGGGCCUCAGCGCCGGGAUGCUGAGCCGUCUGAAAAGCAGCUCCGGAGUGGCGGGGCUGGUCGGCAUCGGCCCGGGAGUCAACAGGGACUGCUUUGUGUGCUUCGAGAGCGAGGUGACGGCCGCUCUGGUUCCUUGCGGCCACAACCUGUUCUGCAUGGAGUGCGCCGGGCAGAUCUGCCAGUCGGCCGAGCCCGAAUGCCCCGUCUGUCACACUCCAACCACACAGUGCAUCCGCAUCUUCUCCUAAUGCACUGCAGGGGGGCGGGGUCAAAUAUCUGGGGAGGGUGGGGUUCUGGACAGAAAUGGGAUUGGAGGGCGACACCAGCUGUGGUGGAGGCAGUGGAAGGAUCUACACUAAUAACCUUCACACACUUGAUGAACCAUAAUAAAAAAGCAUUAAUAGAGUUGAUGAUACUAUACGGAUGUUGAUAUAUUGCUGAUAACUGUGGAGAUGAAUGAUAACAGUAAUAAUAAUAAUAAUAAUAAUAAUAAUAAAAAUGACAAUGACUUAUUUUCAGAGGGAAGUUAGUUGGAACUGGUCUGCAGACAGCUGGGACUCAGGCGGUCUCUCAGUGGUGAACUCAUGGAAGGAAACUAGUGUCUUAUCUCUCUUCAGGCCUUCAUUUGGACUCGGAGCAGUCCUGUUUGCAGGCUGCCCGUCUGUCUCCACAUGUCUUCAUUCUGGCUUCUUCAGAGUUCUGCCUGCUUUUUUUUCUCUCACAGCCUUUUUCCUUUUGACACUUUUGUACUUAACAGAUAUUUUUGGAUGAAGUUGUCAACGAGGCCUGCACUUUUCUACUCCUGAUUUUAAUAUUCUCGACCCGAUUCCCUCUCCUCCUCCGAGCUCUCUCAUGCUAUUUUUUAAUUUUUUUGAAGCGGAAAGGUUGCUCUUUUUUUGUAAGCUCAGAGCGUCUGUCUUAUUGUUUGUUUAUUUUUUUAAGGUCGACACGUUGUCAGGCACCUAGCAGAACACUACACCCAAGAGACCUCUUCAGGAUGAAAACUGGUUUCUUGAUGCCACAAAAAUUUAGCCAUCAGUUAAUAAGCCAAAUGAUUGCUAAGAACAAACGUCUCUUUAAUUCUUGAUUGAAUUCAGUCACUGUUUGGAGGGAAUUUGGACGGGUCUGAGCCACGUUUUAACCGUGGCCGUUGAGUAGAUUUCCAGCGGUUGCUCUGUAAUAUGUGAGAACUUCAACCUAUGAUUGUGGUCAGUUCGUAUGUGUGGACUGCCUGACAAUCCCUUUACAUUUCUAAUAUCUCCUGUAUGUGUUUGUGUGUAUGUGAGAGAACGAUGCCCACUCAGCAGCGUCAGCGUGUCAUCACGAGAGGGUCCGGCUUCCAUCCAUCCAUCCGCACUCGUACGUUAUCUUCUCACAUCGCGUGUCUGUUACACUUAGAUCUUCUCGUUUAGUGUUUCUUACUAGUUUAGGACUUUUCAACUGGUGUGUGUGUGUGUGUGUGGCAUAUUUUGAUCUCUUAGGAUAAGAUGGGGCUUUUUCUAAAUGUCGCACAAGAAUGUUAUUUUGUCCAAUACGGUUAGAGGAGAGAAGUCUGCUCCUUCCCUGUUCCUAUAAUGACGAGGGUGUUUGAGUGAACCGUUCUAAGUUUUCCUGCACUGUAACCCUCCUGCCCAUUAUUAUUUUUCUUGUUAAAGAGAGAGAAGAAGAAACAGCUCUUGCUGUUUUUGUUAGGUUUUGGUCUUCCACCCUUCUCUCUCGCAGCCAAGCUGUAAGGCACUCUCUGAGAUGACACACUGUUGUACCCAUAUAGCGCUGUACUCUCGACAAAAUGUAGUGCACUAUAUGGUUUUAGUAGUUUUGAGAUUUGUCCUGUGUUUCAUAGCAUAACUGAGUUACUCCAGUGAGGCAGGUACUUCCUGUUUUGUGUUUGUGUUUUUUAAAAAAAAAAGUUCAGUGAGUUUGCAGUAAUUGCCUCUAAUAGUGUUAAUACGACGUGAUUUUUCUUGGGGGGCGUGGGGUGAUGAGGUCGGCGUGACGGUUGCCUUUGGUGGCCCUUUUUUUUUUUUUUUUUUUACAUUAUGGAAUCAGCUCAUUGAAUGAGAUAAGCCAUGACAACUGAAUUAAAGCAACACACCGAAUUCUCAAGGGCUUCCUCUAACUGCACAGACACAUGACCACAUUUUCAGGCUCACACCGUAGGAAGAAUCAACUUAUCUUUUAUGGCAGCUAGUAGCUAGGUCAUCCAGGGCUUCCAGACACCUCUUUUUGUGUUCCAAUCCCAGCAGCUGCAGAAUGUUUAGCUUUUUUCUUUUUUUUCCUUUGGGUUUGUUUCCCCACCCACCGCCCCAAGUCGUCCGCACACAAUCACGAUCAGAUCCUGUCGGUGCGUAGGGCGCCGCCGUCCCAGCGUGGUGUCCUUCCAGGGCGCUGUGAUGGACGCAGGGUUUGGACACGAUGGACGGGGGUAACAGGGGUAACUUGAUACGAGUACACAACUGGGACGUCGCUGUUUCACGCUUUGAUGCUCCAGUUUGCUUGAAUGCAGUUCAAACUGUUUGCUGCUUUCGGGACAAUGGCACCAGCCAUAUAAAUCUAAAACGGUUCAGGAGCCGAGCUGGUAGUCUUUUUGAAGACGAGUCCAUGGUGCUUUGGUGCAACUCCCUACUGAGUCCCAGAUGAACAAACCUAGUCGUUAGCGGGGCGCCAUUUACUCUCAGAAUAACAUCUCCGGUGCACUGUAGAGUUGACAGCCCUGUUCUCAUUCUUGCCCCCCCACCCCUGUGGGACCGCUGUGUUGAAACUGGCAACAUCCCCUUCCCGUUGGACGCUGUUGGCUUUUUUUAAGCCCUCUUUUUUUCCCCUCUCCUUUCAAACGCAAAACAGAUGCAGGGCUGUAAAUGUGUCUGAACACAUCUGUGAUGACUGGUGUGAGUCUGUUGAGGCCCUUUUUUUUUAAGUGUCCAAGUCGACGUGUUGAAGAUUAAAUUGUGUUGUAUUUGCCAGAUGUGUUUAACGUAAAUCCUGGUGUUGUUCUGGGACAUUUCUGGCCAUUGACAGAAUGUUAGGGUUAAUGUACAGUAAUUUUAAUUGUUCAAAGGUACAAAUGUUUUUCAGAUUGACUGCUUUUUAUUUGUUUUGGGUUAUUUUUUUAAAGCCAAUUCUAUCCCCAUCCCCCAAUUCCUUCCUAAAAGGUUUGAAAACAGGGUUUCCUGAGGCAUGCUAGUCAGUGACCUCUGACCUUUUUUUUUUUUUUUUUUUUUUGUGAUUUGAGAGGGGGUUGCUAACAACCACACCAAUAAGGGGUGACGGACUCCCCCUCAAGUCUUCGCUCUAUUUUUGCUUUAAUUCUCUUUUUUACGCAGAACCAAAAUGUAAAACAUCAGUGACCUAGGUGCCAAGCCUAACCUGUGUGUAAAUACCUGGAUACAAUCAGCAGGAUCUUGUUUUCAAAACACAAAAUGACAUAAUUAAAGAUAAGUGUAGUUUCUAAAGAACAUGUAUCAUUAUUUGUAAGUUAACCAUCUGCAUGUCUUUAAGCCACCUGGCAUUAGCUAAUAAUUUUUAAGAGGAAAAACAAAUGUAAAAAAAAAAAGAAAAAAAACUUUUUACAUGUUUUAUUUUUUACAAUUUAUUUGCUUUCCUAAAUAUCCCAGACAAUAAUGUGACCCCCUUUUUUAUUACUUCAAAUUUAUUUUUAUUUUCCUUUUUUUUUUCUUUCCCUUAUUUUCUGUGUACUACAUAUAGGCAAUUUAUAACAAAAUGAGAAAAUUAUUGAAGAAAUUUUAAAAUUGAAAUAUAUUUUAUUUGAAAGUUUAUGGACCUUUUAACCGUGAGCCGGAGAAAUUGUAUAAUCGUAUAAUUUGAGCUGACUUGACGGUUAUGAGAAAUGUAUCAAGAGUUUUAUUUUUUAUGCUUCUUUAAUAAAGUCUUGUUUUUUGGUUUCAUUUUUUUACUGUAAAAAUUAAAAA
Messenger RNA from Austrofundulus limnaeus, 6193 nucleotides. Its product is annotated as RNA-binding protein MEX3B. Gene Ontology annotation, molecular function: RNA binding. The transcript is spliced from 5 exons. The coding region runs from base 563 to 2512 and encodes 649 amino acids. Lineage: Eukaryota; Metazoa; Chordata; Actinopteri; Cyprinodontiformes; Rivulidae. The record is from RefSeq and is a predicted model, not a curated record.